Salmo salar (Atlantic salmon) is the source of this 1610-nucleotide messenger RNA. RefSeq names its product tetraspanin-7. Gene Ontology annotation, cellular component: plasma membrane. The record is from RefSeq and is a predicted model, not a curated record. Lineage: Eukaryota; Metazoa; Chordata; Actinopteri; Salmoniformes; Salmonidae.
GGAAAGCCCAUAAAAUUGUCAGAGACUCCAGUCACCCAAGUUAGACUGUUUUCUCUGCAACCGCACGGCAAGUGGUACCGGAGCGCCAAGUCUAGGACCAAAAGGCUCCUCAACAGCUUCUACCCCCAAGCCAUUAGACUGCUGAACAACUCAUAAAAUCGCCACCGGACAAUUUACUUCGGAGGGAAGAGAUCCAGUUUACGUUAGGGACCCUGUACUGUACUUCGAUCACAGGAGCGAUCCUCUUGGCAGUGGGAGUAUGGGGGAAGUUUAUGAUCGGCCCGUAUAUCUCUCUGAUAGCUGAGAACACCACCAACGCUCCGUAUGUCCUCAUCGGCACUGGGACUGUCAUCAUCGUCUUUGGCCUGUUCGGAUGCUUCGCCACCUGCAGGGGGAGCCCAUGGAUGCUCAAACUGUAUGUAAUGUUCUUGUCCCUGGUGUUCCUAGCUGAGUUGGUGGCUGGGAUCUCUGGCUUUGUUUUUCGUCAUGAGAUAAAAGGUACCUUCCUGAGAACGUAUACAGACGCCGUGUUGAAUUAUGAUGCUGAGGAUGAGAAGAGCCUGGCUGUGGACAACGUCCAAAGCAGCCUGCGUUGCUGUGGGGUGUACAACUACACCAGCUGGUUGGGCAGUGUGUUCUACCCUGCUAACGGCUUUCCCCUGAGCUGCUGCUCCAACUCCUCUGACUGCAGCCCUCAGGACCUCCGCAACACCACCAUAAACCACACCAAGGUCUACCAGCAGGGCUGUUAUGAACUGGUAACCUCCUUCCUUGAGACCAACAUGGCCAUCAUCGCGGGAGUAACAUUUGGAAUUGCCUUCUCACAGUUGAUUGGCAUGUUGCUGGCCUGCUGUCUGUCCAGGAUCAUUACUGCUAAUCAGUAUGAGAUGGUGUAGCAGGGAGAGCAGGGCGAUGAAGAGGAGAGGGCGAACAGCACCUUGGUAGACUGGGACAGAAGAUCCCUACAACACUAGCACACUGUAUCACUAAAUCUCUCUCUCUCUCUCUCUCUCUCUCUCUCUCUCGUAAAUAAGUACCAUUCCUUAACUUGCCUUUGUGCCAUGAAGGCUUUCUCACAGUACCUUCAACUCUACUGAGGAACUCAGGCUGUAGGUGGAAUUUUCUAGUAAGCACUUAUGUAAAAUCAGCUUACCCUCCCCAAUGCAACACUGACCUUGGUUAAGCAUCUAUGGGCAACUUAAUCCUGCUCCAUAUUACAAGUUUAGCCAUCUCUAACACUUUGGGUAGAAGUUGUCCUUAGGGACAGAUCUAGGAACAGGUCAGCUGAAGCCUUGAUGCUAAACUUAACUAUUAGGGUGAUGAAUGGACAUCUGACCCUGCAUCAGUGCUUAGCGCCAACAUCAUCCUGCUCCUUAGCACUCUUUGACCCCCCUGUCUCCCUGUCCUCUCACAGCACCCCCUUGUGGUCUGGCAUGCUCCAUACAGGGCCUAGCAUUUAAAAAGCAAUGCACAGAUUUGUAUGAAAUUAUUAACCCACAUUUAAAGAUAUACAGUAGCCAGCAUACACUGUAUUUUCAUAAUGUUUCUGAUCACCGCUGUAAAUACCCAAGCUACACACAUAUAGAGAAGAUAUGUUGAUAUAACAUUGA